CGCGUCCCCCCUCCAGCAACCAACCAACAACUUGUCUCCCCCCUCCAGUAACCACAAAGAUGUACGGCGACCUCUCCCAAACCCUCAUCGCGCACGCGAAGCGGACAUUGAGCCUAUCCUACCUCCCCCCCUACCAGUCUGAGAUCGUCCGCUCGAUCACGCGCGAAGUCCGCGACCUCGACCGCGACGUGACCAGCAUUCUUGCUCCCUUCACCGACGCUGGCGGAUUCGACCCCGCCGCCAGCCCGGCUACAGCGUACACGCUGCUCGUACACCAUCUGUGUAUGCGCCGGAAUAAACGGUGUCUGCUGGCGUAUCAUAAAGUUAGGGUCGAGAGGAUUGAGGGGGUUUGUUGGAGUGGGGGGGGUGCUGGGGGGGAGGGGGGCGGGAUGUGGGGUGGGGACGGGGGGGAGGGCGAGGCGCAGGGCGAUAGGCUUUCCCCCGAGGAGGAGGAGUAUGCGCGUGGGUAUGCGGACUUGCUGGCUGCGGCGAAGGGGAGGUGGACGGAUGUGGAUCUUACGGGCAGUCUGGAGCCCCCCAGGGAUCUGUUUGUGGAUGUUAGGGUCCUGAAGGACGCGGGUGAGAUUCAGACUGAGUAUGGCGCGAUCAAUUUGACGAAGAAUUCCCAGUUCUUUGUCAGGCAGGGCGAUGUCGAGAGGUUGAUCCAGCAGGGGUUCUUGCAGAAGCUCAGUUGAGGGAAGGGAAGGGAGG
Messenger RNA from Tricharina praecox, 711 nucleotides. RefSeq lists its product as uncharacterized. The record is from RefSeq and is a predicted model, not a curated record. Lineage: Eukaryota; Fungi; Ascomycota; Pezizomycetes; Pezizales; Pyronemataceae. Gene Ontology annotation, cellular component: GINS complex. Bases 60 to 695 code for a protein of 211 amino acids. Gene Ontology annotation, biological process: DNA strand elongation involved in mitotic DNA replication; DNA replication. The transcript is spliced from 3 exons.